Molecule: messenger RNA, 1163 nt
Organism: Cryptotermes secundus
Lineage: Eukaryota; Metazoa; Arthropoda; Insecta; Blattodea; Kalotermitidae
Exons: 2
Source: RefSeq, a predicted model, not a curated record
AUGCCGCAGAGAUAUUAUAAGGCACCUUCAGCACCAUCUGCUAAGGACUCGGUGUACACACUGAGCUACAUGCAUCCUGGAACCGACGCAGAUACUGCUGCACAGUGUCGCGGCAAGUCUAUGCGACGGCCAGACAAUCUUUCGCUUGAAGGAGAUAUGUGUUUUGAAACAACUUACAGUUCAUCCUACCAGCCAUUUGGGAAUUGCAGACCUGCUGAAAGUUACGGCUCUGCAUACAAACUGUAUUAUUUUGGAAACGACGCAGAAUCUGCUGCACAGUGUCGCCAGAAAUCUUUGCGACGGCCAGACAAUCUUCCUCUUGAAGGGGAUAUGAGUUUUGAAACAACUUACAGUGCAUCCUACCAGCCAAGUGGGAAUUGCAAACCUGCUGAAAGUUAUAAGCCGCAGAGAUGUUAUAAGGCACUUUCAACACCAUUUGCUAAGUACUCGGUGUACACACUGAGAUACAUGCAUCCUGGAACCAACGCAGAUACUGCUGCACAGUGUCGCGGCAAGUCUUUGCGACGGCCAGACAAUCUUUCUCUUGAAGGAGAUAUGAAUUUUGGAACAACUUACAGUGCAUCCUACCAGCCAAUUGAGAAUAACAGACCUGCUGAAAGUUGUAAGCCACAGAGAUGUUAUAAGGCACCUUCAACACCAUUUGCUAAGUACUCGGUGUACACACUGGGCUACAUGCAUCCUGGAACCGACACCGAUACUGCUGCACAGUGUCGCCGCAAGUCCUUGCGACGGCCAGACAAUCUUUCGCUUGAAGGAAAUAUGUGUUUUGAAACAACUUACACUGCAUCCUACCAGUCAAGUGGGAAUUGCAGACCUGCUGAAUGCUGUAAGCCGCAGACAUAUUAUAAGGCACCUUCAACACCAUUUGCUAAGGACUCGGUGUACACACUGAGCUACAUUCAUCCUGGAACCGACGCAGAUACUACUGCACUGUGUCGCCGCAAAUCUUUGCGACGGCCAGACAAUCUUUCGCUUGAAGGAAAUAUGUGUUUUGAAACAACUUACACUGCAUCCUACCAGCCAUUUGGGAAUUGCAUAUCUGCUGAAAGUUGUAAGCCGCAGAGAUUUUACAAGGCACCUUCAACGUCAUUUGCUAAGGACUCUGUGUACACAAUUAGCUACAUGCCUCCUGGAGAAUUUGU